Perca flavescens (yellow perch) is the source of this 2997-nucleotide messenger RNA. RefSeq names its product potassium voltage-gated channel, KQT-like subfamily, member 3 (gene kcnq3). Gene Ontology annotation, cellular component: membrane; voltage-gated potassium channel complex. The transcript is spliced from 15 exons. Gene Ontology annotation, biological process: potassium ion transmembrane transport. The record is from RefSeq and is a predicted model, not a curated record. Bases 2 to 2524 code for a protein of 840 amino acids. Gene Ontology annotation, molecular function: voltage-gated potassium channel activity. Lineage: Eukaryota; Metazoa; Chordata; Actinopteri; Perciformes; Percidae.
CAUGGGGCUCCGGUCCAGGACCGUCGCUAGCGGCUCGGAGGAGCAGAAGAAGGGCUCCGGCGGCGGCGGCGGGGGGGAAUUGUUGGACCAAGGCGCCCCCGCGGACAGGGAUGGCGCGCUGCUGCUGGCCACGGCGGCGGCGUCCGGCCGGGACGGCUUCAAGCGCGGCUCCCAGGGCAUCGGCAUUGGACUGCUGGCCAAGACCCCCUUGAACUACAGCCGGCCGGCCAAGAGGAAUAACAUCCGCCGGAGGAGGAUCCAGAACCUGCUGUACGACGCGCUGGAGAGGCCGAGAGGAUGGGCGCUGCUCUACCACGCGUUCGUGUUUUUAAUCGUUCUGGGAUGUUUGAUUCUGGCCAUUCUGACGACGUUCAGGGAACACGAGAAGGUGUCUGCACACUGGCUGGUCAUACUGGAAACCUUCGCCAUCUUCAUAUUCGGAGCAGAGUUUGCACUGAGGGUCUGGGCAGCGGGAUGCUGCUGUCGCUACAAAGGAUGGAGGGGGAGGCUCAAGUUCGCUCGCAAACCGCUCUGUAUUCUGGACAUCUUUGUGCUGAUUGCCUCGGUGCCGGUGGUGGCGGUGCGUAACCAGGGCAACGUGUUGGCCACGUCCCUGCGCAGCCUGCGCUUCCUGCAGAUCCUGCGGAUGCUGCGCAUGGACCGGAGGGGGGGGACCUGGAAACUGCUGGGGUCGGCCAUCUACGCUCACAGUAAGGAGCUGAUCACAGCCUGGUACAUCGGCUUCCUGUCUCUGAUCCUGGCGUCUUUCCUGGUCUACCUGGUGGAGAAGGACGACGUCUCCAUGGACGUGUCCAACCACGACAACCCCACCGCUCAGCCCAAACCGCAGGACUUCGACACCUACGCCGACGCACUGUGGUGGGGGCUGAUCACGCUGACCACCAUCGGUUACGGGGACAAAACCCCAAAGACCUGGGCUGGGAGACUGUUAGCCGGCACUUUUGCUCUGAUUGGAGUGUCCUUCUUCGCUUUGCCUGCAGGGAUUCUGGGCUCAGGCUUGGCUCUCAAGGUCCAGGAGCAGCACAGACAGAAGCACUUUGAGAAGCGCAGACAUCCUGCCGCCGGGCUCAUCCAGUCUGCCUGGCGAUAUUAUUCCACCAAUCCAAUCAGGGAAGACCUUAUAGCCACGUGGAGAUUUUAUGAAACUAUCAUCUCUCUUCCCUGUUUCAGGAAGGAGCACUUGGAGGCCAUGGCAAGCCAAAAACUGAGUUUACUUGAGCGUGUUCGCCUUCAGAAUCCACGUCCGUCGGUCGGGACGGGCAGGAGGCUCACAGGUCAGGCCGACUCCAUCGAGGAAAGUCCCUCCAAGGAGCCCAAACCUGCCGGCUUCAGUAACCGGGAACGCUUCCGCACUGCCUUCCGCAUGAAGGCUUACACACUCCGCCAGAGCUCUGAAGAUUCUGGAGCCCUGGCAGAACCAGCCUUAGAGGACCGGGGCUUCCCCGCAGACAUCCUCCUGGAGGAGAUGAUCCCCACACUGAAAGUGGUCAUCAGGGCUGUCAGGAUCAUGCAAUUCCUCUUGAACAAGAAGCGGUUUAAGGAAACUCUGAGGCCUUACGAUGUCAAAGACGUGAUUGAGCAGUACUCUGCUGGACACCUGGACAUGCUCUGUAGAAUUAAAUACCUCCAGACAAGGAUCGACAUGAUUCUUGCCCCUGGACCCCCCCUCACCCCCAAACAAAAGAAAACUCAGAAAACGCCUUUUACCUACCCGCCCAGUCAGUCACCCAGGCAUGAGACCUACCUAGCCAAAGCUGCCUCCAUGCCAGACGCCGAAGACCAAAGCAUGAUGGGUAGAUUUGUCCGGGUGGAGAGACAGGUGGAGGACAUGGAGAAGAAGUUGGACUUCCUGGUGGACAUGCACAUUCAGCACACGGAGCACCUGCAGGUGGACUCUGCCGGCGCCGCCCGCAUGACCCUGGAGGCUUGCGACGCAACGGCCAACGGCGAGGUCCGCCGGGUUUUCUUCAACUACGCCGAGGCGUUCCCGCACAUGGCGUACCAGAUGGCCGUCAGCGGGAGGCGAGCAGCGAGCGCAGAGGGCGCCCGGUUGGCUGGUUGCCGCGUGCUAUCAGACCAUCAACCCGCGCCGACGUCACAGCUCCACCAACAACGGCGCCCGGCGGCCACUAUCCCCACGUACACCGAGCGUCCCACGGUGUUGCCCAUCAGCUCGCUGCAGGACUUGUCGGUGGGGCCGGGCAGGACCACGGGGGGUCGGGGGGGCGACUCGCCGCUCUCCCUGCUGUCGGUGAACCACGAGGAGCUGGAGCGCUCUCUGAGCGGGUUCAGCAUCUCCGUGGAGCGGGAGGAAGGCGGGGACUUUUCCAUCGGUGGGGCGGCGGCGGCUGGGGACGCCAGCUCCUCGAGACCCAGACCGAGCUACCUGGCGGAGGAGGAGACGGACACGGACACAGACCCGUUUACGCCCAGCGGCGGGCCCCUGCCGCUCUCCUCCACAGGGGAGGGCUUUGGCGACGCCGUGUGGAACAUGCCGCCCUGAGAGGCGUUCGUGCAUAAAAACCACAACUCCCGAGUUCAGAACCUUGAAUCCAGCCCAUGCCUCUAAAACCCCCAAAUCAGUUUUUUGGGGUCGAAGCCACAGCCGUGGAACCACGAACCAUUUUGGAGGAACGGUGGCUCUAAUCCGCCUUUAUGCUGCGGAGUUCGUGAGCGGCGACGUCAAUGUGGGCCAACGCCGUUUUCAGGGGCCAACGCUGAUCUCAUUCACCGACUGCCGCCCAGACAGACAGCCAUGGCAUCUUCUCCUCCCCCCACCCCCGGGAAAACUAAACAAAAAAAGGGAAAACAGAUAGUUUGUAAAGUGAAACUCUGUACAGCGCACUCUUCGUAAAAAUUUAGCUAAAAGAAAUACACAUACUAUAUACACCCAAAAGCUUUAUUGCUGCAAAGCCAACCGCACUGCAUGUGACGCAUGCGAUUUCUAGUGUAGACACUGCAAAGUUCAGGAUAUCA